This is a messenger RNA of Sceloporus undulatus (fence lizard), 988 nucleotides long. It is a transcript of the gene LRRC18, whose product is annotated as leucine rich repeat containing 18. Lineage: Eukaryota; Metazoa; Chordata; Lepidosauria; Squamata; Phrynosomatidae. The record is from RefSeq and is a predicted model, not a curated record. Bases 109 to 876 code for a protein of 255 amino acids. Gene Ontology annotation, molecular function: protein binding. The transcript has 2 exons.
AAUCACAGGGGCAGGGUUCAACAUCAAAGCUGCAGUAGACCUCACUGGAACUCAUUCAUCAGGCUGCUUUUCAUUCAUCUAAUCGCAACUGUAUUCUUUGCACUGAGAAUGGCUAAAGGAGCAAAAGGCCCCAAACCAAAAAAGGUCACUUUGAAAGUUGCUAAGACUUGCAUCAAGAUAACAUUUGAUGGGAAGUAUCGCCUUGAUCUGAGUAAGAUGGGCAUCACAACUUUCCCCAGAUGCAUCCUUAAACUGGCUGAUGUGGAUGAAUUAGACCUCAGCAGAAACAUGAUCAAGAAGAUCCCAGACUCAAUUGAGAAAUUUCAGAAUCUACGUUGGCUAGAUUUGCAUAGCAACCAGAUUGACAAAUUGCCAGAAACAAUAGGGAAUCUACAAAACCUUGUUUUUCUGAACCUCAGCAACAAUAAGCUCACAGCUCGGAGCUUGCCAGUGGAGCUAAACCAGCUCAAGAACCUGCGUAACCUCAACCUUGGCCUAAACCAUAUUGACAAUCUCCCAACUACUCUGGGGGCUUUAAAAGAACUUCAAGAAGUUGGGGUAUUUGACAAUUUGCUGACUACCAUCCCUAACAGUAUUGCAAAGCUCCCCAAACUCAAGAAGUUAAAUACCAAGAGAAACCCUUUCCCUGGCCCUACGGAAGAAGAACUCUUUAUUGAUAAUAUCAAGCGCCUUGAGACACUUUACUUGGUGGAAGAGAAAGAUCUUUGCUUCCCAUGCUUGAGAAAAUGUCAGGAGGAGAGGGACAAGUUAAACAAACUAAAGAAUACAGUGUCUACUCCACUCAGAAAGCCAAACUUUUCAAACCUCAUGACACCCAACUCCCUGGCAAAAGAGAAUCAAGCAGAAUGGAGGUAAACUGGGCCACAGCUGUCAUCCAUAGAUGCAUGGCCAUUCAUGAGGUAGGGCCAUAGCAUGGCAUCCUUGCAUCCAACCCUUGUAAUUGCUUCCAAGCAAUAAAACUGCUCUU